AUGCCCACAGACGCCGUCGAGAGACUGCUCGCCAAGAUGAGCAAGACGGGCUCUUCAGACAUUUUGCCUCCCAAGGUGGAGUCUGGCGAGGCACCAGGUCCUGACAUCCCGCCCUUCCCCAGCUACUCCAUCGAGCCCGAGCGUCCCACCACGGCCAACUCUCCCAGAUACCCAUUCCCCAGGCCAUUUACUGGUGGCCCCAUUCCAGCCCCUGGAACCCCUCAAGACCGUUUUGCGGCUGUUUUGGGUCGUCCUCGUUACAGUUCCAUGCCCACCCCAUUGAUGGGCAUGGGCAUGGGCAUGGGCAUGGGCAUGGGCUUGAGCACGAGCACGAGCACGAGCACGUCGUUCCCGGACCCCUCCCUCCAGCAGCCUUCGGCAUUCAAUAUGCACUUGGCUGCUCCAGGCUUUGCCAUACCUGGAGCCCUUCCUGCGCCUCAACCUGUCGCCAGUCUCGUUCCACCCGCCAUGCGCAAGUUGCAAGCGGACGCAAGUAGCAGGACCAACAACAACGGCGGGGGUCGUGGCCCGACUUUACCUGAGCCGGGGGCCCCAGUGACAACUUGGCUGAGUUUUGAGUGUCAACGGCGUCAUUUCAAUCCCGAAUUCAAGACCAAGGAGACUUUCACCAAGGAUGGAAGACCGAAGUACCAGUCCACGGUGAUUUUGAAGGAUGUUGUCAUCAAUAGCAACACCCUUUUCAACGACGCUGCAGACGCGAAGGCGCAUGUCGCCGAGAAGGCCCUCAGGUACAUUCGCCGGGAGUGGCCCAGGAACGGAUUGCCCUCGUCUUAUGGCGGCACUCGCAGACAGGCCGCCGAUAAGAAACAGGUGGAGGAUCUUAGCCAUCGCGAGGAGGAGCUGCGGCGGAUGAUCAAGCAGCGUCACCAGACGAAGAGCGCAGAGCCGCCCCAGAGCAGCCCUCCAGUGUCCUCCGGCGUAGAUAUGUCGGAUCCCGCCCAGGUACGAGCCUUUGUGGAGGGCUUCAAGCUCGGCCAACUCGCAGCUCAGCAGGAAGCUGCGGGAAGUGGCUCCUCACCGCCCAGCAUCCCGCAUUCCCGUCGCAGGUCUCGAUCCCCAGGCCGCGGCCGGAGCAGCUCACAGAGCAAGGCGGACGAAUCCUACCGCCAACGCUCCCCAAUUCGUGAUACAAGCAAGACAAGCCGUGGGGCCCUCUCGCCCCCACGCUACUUCGAUGGUAGUCGCCAUGAUUCCCGCCUGCCCUCGACAGAUAGGUACCGGCCCCGCAGUCCUCCUUCAAAGAAGUGA
Molecule: messenger RNA, 1269 nt
Organism: Diaporthe citri
Lineage: Eukaryota; Fungi; Ascomycota; Sordariomycetes; Diaporthales; Diaporthaceae
Exons: 4
Coding region: 1-1269 (422 amino acids)
Source: RefSeq, a predicted model, not a curated record